AUGCUGUCCAUUGUUGCUAUCGCCGUCCGCGGCUUUCUGCUGCUAUUUGGUGCAGUAGUCCUCGGUCUUUCGGUGACCCUGGCCAAGCAUCAAGUAAUUGGUAGUGCGCCUACGGAGUCGUCGUUUGGAAGUUUCGCUGGUGCUUUUGGUAUCAUCGUUUCUGCUGUCGGCCUCGUCGCACUAUGGGUCGACAAGAUAUCGCCGUUUAUCCCGCUUGCCCUUGAUGCACUCGCAUCCGUCUUCUAUCUCGCAGGUGGCAUCGCCUUAACGGUGGCACUGAAGGGUGUCAGCAGCUGCACAAACAUGAACAACGAAGCCGCGCGGCAGCGUUAUGACAACAAACUCCUCAACGGAGGAUGCAUCAACACGGAUCAAGGACCGGCAUGCGCGGUAGAGGACGAUUAUGCCCUCACCGGCAGUCGUUGUCAACGUGUUCAGGCAGAUUAUGUGUUCGAGUAUCUCGGCUUCAUAUUUGGCGUCGCAAUCAUUGGCUUGGGGUAUGUUCUCCACAGAAAAGGAGGUAGCACGAGAGCAUCUUAUGUUUGA
Neoarthrinium moseri is the source of this 546-nucleotide messenger RNA. RefSeq lists its product as uncharacterized. The transcript is spliced from 3 exons. Gene Ontology annotation, cellular component: plasma membrane; eisosome. Lineage: Eukaryota; Fungi; Ascomycota; Sordariomycetes; Amphisphaeriales; Apiosporaceae. Bases 1 to 546 code for a protein of 181 amino acids. Gene Ontology annotation, biological process: protein localization to plasma membrane; eisosome assembly. The record is from RefSeq and is a predicted model, not a curated record.